CAGAAGCGCGUCAUUGGACACGGUUUGACAUGUGAGUCUGUACACUUUUGUGAGGAUCGUCUGAUAGCUUGCGUAACGUGAGUUACAAGCAGUGAAAGCGGGAAAUCGCUAUAUAAAACUGAACUGCGACAUUGUACAGUCAAAUGAAUGGCGGCAUGGCAGGACUUCUGUUUAGCUUGUUACUGGUGGCAGUUGUUGGGGUGGCGGUGGCGGUGACUGGGCGGGAAGCAGAUGUCCACUACAAGCGAGGAGCAGGUCAAGCGUUCAGCUAUGCGCAAGUGAUCCAUGACCAUGGCAGACCUUCGACAGGUCACUACAAGUCGGGUGGUCAUGCCCAAGAUGCUGUAAUUCACGUUACUAAGCAGGUGCCCUACCCAGUACUGCAGCCCUAUGCCAUCACGGUGGAGAAGCACAUCCCUUACCCAGUGAGUGUCCCUGUGGCAGUCCCCGUAGACCGACCGUACCCUGUACACGUCCCGAAACCGUACCUGGUACCAGUGGAGCGACCGGUUUCCAGUAACAGUGGCACGACCGUAUCCCGUACCGGUCGAAUACCCGGUAAAAUAUCCUGUGCCAACCCCGGUACCGGUGCCGGUUGCAAAGCCUUACCCAGUCUAUGUCCACGACAAAGGUUACGAUGAUGAAGGCGAUUAUUCUUCGAGUGUAGAAAGCGAUGACCACGAUAGAUGAAAUUAAUUUUUAAAAUAAGCCUUUUAUUUUGUACACUUUUUUAUUUAUGAGCAGUUAUUAACACUUUAUACUAAAACCUACUCAAAUAUGCAUAAUUUUGUUUACACAGUAAGUGGCUCGAUAUUUUCUUACAGCAAAUACAUGUGAUUUGUGUUAGAACUCAUUUUAUAGGUUUUUACGAAGUUUAUAGUAUAUACAAAUUAAAGGAUUUUUAAUUAAUACAGUAUUUUUUUUCAAAUACUGAUCAUGGUAUGUCUACUCACAUAAAUUUGUGAUUUAAAAUGUGUUACUGGAUUCGUAAAAAUUUUGAAAGAUUCUAUAAAUUAUUGUGAAUUUACCUUUA
Molecule: messenger RNA, 1033 nt
Organism: Homalodisca vitripennis (glassy-winged sharpshooter)
Lineage: Eukaryota; Metazoa; Arthropoda; Insecta; Hemiptera; Cicadellidae
Exons: 3
Coding region: 144-641 (165 amino acids)
Source: RefSeq, a predicted model, not a curated record